GCGCGCUCGCGCAGGCGGCGCGUGCCCGGCCCCCGCCCUGCGCCCUCGCGCCCUCGCGCCCCCGCGCCCUCGCGCCCUCGCACCGGGGGCGGGCUCGCUGCGCGUGCCGGGCGGGGAAGCGGCGCGAGCAGGGUUCCUGAGAACGUUCGCCGCGGGGGCGGCUCCGGGGCCUGAGCGGGCGCCGCCACCGCCUCAGCCUCGGAGGCCGGGCCGGAGGAGGCGGAGGAGGCUGCGGCCGCCGGAGACCUUUUCGACGCCCCCAGCUCCGGCCGGGAAGUGAGUACGGAUGAUUGAGGAAAGUGGGAACAAGCGGAAGACCAUGGCAGAGAAGAGGCAGCUGUUCAUAGAAAUGCGUGCUCAGAAUUUUGAUGUCAUACGACUAUCAACUUACAGAACAGCUUGCAAAUUGCGAUUUGUGCAAAAACGAUGCAACCUCCAUCUUGUUGAUAUCUGGAACAUGAUUGAAGCCUUCCGAGACAAUGGCCUUAAUACACUGGACCAUACCACUGAGAUCAGCGUGUCUCGCCUCGAGACCGUCAUCUCAUCCAUCUACUACCAGCUGAACAAGCGCCUUCCUUCUACUCACCAAAUCAGUGUGGAACAGUCCAUCAGCCUCCUCCUCAACUUUAUGAUUGCUGCAUAUGACAGUGAGGGCCGAGGCAAGUUGACGGUAUUUUCAGUUAAAGCUAUGUUAGCAACCAUGUGUGGUGGAAAAAUGCUGGACAAAUUGAGAUAUGUUUUCUCCCAGAUGUCAGAUUCCAAUGGCUUAAUGAUAUUUAGCAAGUUUGACCAGUUUCUGAAGGAAGUUCUGAAGCUCCCAACAGCUGUCUUUGAAGGGCCAUCUUUUGGUUACACAGAGCACUCAGUCCGCACCUGUUUUCCACAGCAGAAAAAGAUCAUGCUAAAUACGUUUUUAGACACCAUGAUGGCCGAUCCUCCUCCCCAGUGCCUUGUCUGGCUACCUCUCAUGCAUAGGCUUGCCCACGUUGAGAAUGUCUUCCACCCUGUGGAGUGCUCCUAUUGCCGGUGUGAGAGUAUGAUGGGUUUCCGGUACCGAUGCCAGCAGUGCCACAACUACCAGCUCUGCCAAAAUUGCUUUUGGCGUGGCCAUGCCGAUGGCCCUCACAGCAACCAGCACCAGAUGAAGGAGCAUUCCUCUUGGAAAUCCCCUGCAAAGAAGCUGAGCCAUGCAAUUAGUAAAUCCUUGGGGUGUGUACCCACCAGAGAACCUCCGCAUCCUGUUUUUCCUGAACAACCAGAGAAACCACUUGACCUUGCAAAUAUAGUUCCUCCUCGCCCUCUGACGAAUGUGAAUGACACCGUGGUGAGCCACAUGUCCUCUGGGGCGCCCACUCCCACCAAGAGGUUACAGUAUAGCCAGGAUACACCCAGUCACUUGGCUGAUGAGCAUGCGCUGAUAGCCUCCUUUGUGGCCCGUCUGCAGCACUGUGCACGUGUCCUGGACAGUCCUAGUCGACUGGACGAGGAACACCGGCUUAUAGCUCGCUAUGCUGCCCGGCUGGCUGCAGAGGCAGGAAACAUGACCCGUCCUCCCACCGACUUGAGCUUUAACUUUGAUGCCAACAAACAACAAAGACAGCUUAUUGCAGAACUGGAAAACAAAAACAGAGAGAUCCUGCAGGAGAUUCAGCGUCUCCGUCUAGAGCAUGAGCAGGCUUCCCAGCCCACCCCGGAGAAGGCCCAGCAGAACCCCACACUGCUGGCAGAGCUGCGGCUGCUGAGGCAGAGGAAAGAUGAGCUGGAGCAGAGGAUGUCAGCGCUGCAGGAGAGCAGGCGGGAACUGAUGGUCCAGCUGGAAGGGCUGAUGAAGCUGCUGAAGGAGGAAGAGCAAAAGCAGGCAGCUCAGGCCACAGGAUCGCAGCAGACGUCGCCCACUCACAGAGGCAGCCGCCCGAUGCCCAUGCCCGUGCACUCCACCUCCGCUGGCUCCACACCCACCCACUGCCCGCAGGACCCGCUGAGCGGAGUCGGCGGGGACGUGCAGGAGGCCUUCGCCCAGGGUACAAGGAGAGACCUCCGCAAUGACCUGCUGGUGGCCGCUGACUCCAUCACCAGCACCAUGUCAUCCCUGGUGAAGGAGCUCCACUCAGGUUAGCGGAGGAGCCGGGACAGAGAGGAAGCGCGGGCACAGGGGACGUGGAGUGAGCUGGCACCGACAGGAGGAAGGCGAGGUGUUCCCCCAGAGGUGCAUUCCUGUCCAUCUCUCCGCUGCUCGCCUGGAUCAGGCUUGCAGGCUGCCAGACGUCACCACCCGCUGGGGCGAGGGGAGCCCAGACGGUGGGAAGUGGGAGGGACGGCUGGUGCUGCCUCGGACACACCCCCGCACCUCGCCCAGUCCUGCAGGAACUGGCAUCUUCAUCACUCCCCUCGGGGCAUGGUCUCAUCUCUGCAACAGGAAUUUACUGGAGGUUGAAAAGGGAAAAGAAACAGCAC
Lipotes vexillifer (Yangtze River dolphin) is the source of this 2454-nucleotide messenger RNA. RefSeq names its product dystrobrevin beta (gene DTNB). Lineage: Eukaryota; Metazoa; Chordata; Mammalia; Artiodactyla; Lipotidae. The transcript has 20 exons. The record is from RefSeq and is a predicted model, not a curated record. Gene Ontology annotation, molecular function: zinc ion binding. Gene Ontology annotation, cellular component: synapse; plasma membrane. The coding region runs from base 287 to 2116 and encodes 609 amino acids. Gene Ontology annotation, biological process: synaptic signaling.